Rhododendron vialii is the source of this 1631-nucleotide messenger RNA. RefSeq lists its product as uncharacterized. The coding region runs from base 1 to 1575 and encodes 524 amino acids. Gene Ontology annotation, cellular component: nucleus. The transcript has 10 exons. Lineage: Eukaryota; Viridiplantae; Streptophyta; Magnoliopsida; Ericales; Ericaceae. The record is from RefSeq and is a predicted model, not a curated record. Gene Ontology annotation, molecular function: deSUMOylase activity. Gene Ontology annotation, biological process: protein desumoylation.
AUGCCCCCGGCGUGUCUGGCUCUUAUAUACUUUGACAAAGAAGAGAUGGGAAUGAAUGUUGGUAGGGUUGGUGUUCCAUUGAUUCAGUCUUGGACGACGAAUCUUAUAAUGGAACGAAUUGCGAAAGAGGAGAAUUUGGACUUGGUAGAUCCCAUUUCCGGCCAAUUUCCCGAGCCUCGUUUACUGCAUCCGGAGGCGCAAAAGGCUUUUCAUACCUUGAAGAAAUCUUUUCUUGAACAGCUGCAAAAUAUCAUCAUCAUGGACGCUGCCUUGAUGGGUCAAGGUUCUGAAACAACAACCCAAAAAAUUCAUGAAAAAGGGAAGGAUGUGAGCGAGAUGGACAGUCCUGAUUUCGAUGAUGGUUGUCACAAAUUUCCAUCAACUUCCACUUCUACUCUGAAUAAGGCAGGGAAAGGCAUUCCCACGGAUGAAAUGGAUGAGGAUAGGAUUAGCUGUUUUGAAAAUGUUGAGAAUGCUCGUGACAUGCCGUUGUACACGCCAGAGCACAUGAUGGAGGAAGUUGUACACACCUCCAUUAUGGAAAAAUGUGGAAGUCAGACGGGUGUCACAAUUGACCAACACAAAGAAGUACAACUGGAACAGGAAGUCGUUGUGGAAAACCAAGGGAAAGGUGACGUACAAGGUGAAGAAGUUCAAGUUCAAGUACUGGUGGAUGAAGGAGUUGUACAAGAACACGCUUUGACUCGACCAUCAAAGAAACGGGGUAAUAUGACAGUCAAAGCAAGUAAAGUUAUAAGGACCCCGUAUGUGGCAGAAUCGGAGGUGAAAGAUUCGAAGUUCACAAAAGAAGAAAGUGAAUUGAUUGAAUAUGUUAUGAAACCAGCUCGGAAAAAAGAAGAUAUGGCAGAUGUUGUUAGUAUGGAUGGCAUGACAUUCAAACCAUCGCGAACUGAUUUACGGAAUGUCUUCAAAGAAAGGGGUCGGAUGUCGAAUUUGGUCAUGGAUAACAUGAUUGUUUGGUUGAUGAAAGAGGAAAAAGAGAGGUCUCCAAAAAAAUACGGAGUCUCCAUUCCGAGACGGCACAUGUUCUCAAGCACAUUUGUGGAAAAUUUGCGAAAUAUAAGAACAUUAAAGAAGCAGAAUGUGUUGACCGACAGAGUUGAUCCAAAUAUUCUUGGAUAUGAUGUCGCGAUGUGCAAUUUGCUGUUUCUGCCGAUUUUGUUGGCGACAGCUAACCAUUGGUUUUCUGUUGUUAUAAACCUUGUUGACAAGCGUAUUGAUAUCCUUGAUUCCAUGAAGCUAAAAAGUGAAGAAAAGACCUUAGCUACUGCGGAUGUGGUAUCGGCGCUGUUUACUAUUUUGAAGCGGACAAGGCCCAUGGAUUACCCAUGGAAGAAUUGGAUUAUCCACCACCCAGAUGUCCCACAACAAAAUAACAUAUUCGAUUGUGGGUUUUAUACCUUAAGGUUUAUGGAGCACUGGACUGGGGGAAGGAUGAAUACACGCGAACUAGAGGGUAACAUGGGUAUUGAUAUGCGAAUGAGGCUACUCGUACGAUUUAUAUUAUCCCCGCACAACAACAGGCGAGAUGAUGUACUGCAGAAGUGCAGAUAAAAUUUCCCGGGUACCCUUGCAUUCGUCAUGAAGGUUGGGAAUGUUUUUUCAUAACU